AUGGUACCUACACCGAUGUUCACUGUUCUUAUUAGGUAUGAUCCUGAGUUGAUAAGUCUGCAGAGCGCCUCUUCAAGCACUCAUGAGUCAUAUGCUGAACUGCACGCAGCUCGACCUACCGCGUUGCAUCUAUCAGCAUAGACCUUGCAUCGUCUAGCUUCACUCAUUUGCCCAAGCUUGUAUUGAAGACUGCAGCAAACUUUGAGCACCAGCAGCUCACAACGUCCACCCAAAGCUCCUAGGAGCCGUUGGCGCUAUGGCCUUACUCUCGCUUGCAGUUCCUCGGCUCCAAUUGGUGUCUACACUCCUUGCGGUUCUCGUCCUGUUCCUAGCUGGCAGCGGGGCUCCAACCCCUGUCCUAGGGGCAAGUGACGAUAAGGUGCAAGCUGCGGAUGGCGCAGCCCUCCCCACAAGCUCACGUGGUUUGGAGCUGUUUCGUCAGCAUGAGGGAAUGAAGCCUCGUGCGCAGCUCUCGAACAGACGGCUCUUGCAGUCCAUCCAAUGUCCUGACGGUCAAGUCCAAUGUCCCAGCGGCAUCAAAGAAUGCUUUUAUUCGAGUGGGCAGAACUGCAACGGCUAUAACGACUGUUCCGACGGCAGCGAAGAGGACGACUACUACUGCGCAAACGUGUCCACCAGCUGCGUGUUCCCUCGGCUGAAGUGCCCCAGCCACAAGUGCUCCACCCAAAGCGUCAUCAACGGCAAGUCGGGGGCAAACAUUUUCUGGUGCGAUCGUACAACCGACUGCUUCGACAACAGCGACGAGGACCCCGCCUUUUGCGCGUCCUACGACUGCGCGAGCCAAGGCGCUGCGCGGUGCCCCGGGUCGAUCCCCCAGUGCAUGCCACGUGUCAGCACGAGGGUUGCCUACUUUUCAGGACGACCGUAUCCCGGGACGAACGGCCGCGGACAGACCUUUGGGCCCAUUCCCGAUGACGUCCCCACUGCCAUGUGCGACGGGGUGAAGGAUUGCGAGGACGGCAGCGACGAAGACUUCGAGCGCUGCUUUGGCCCGGGCCCGACCCGGCCACCCCCUAUCGGACAGGGUGUUUGUGGCUCGGGGCCCGCGUACUUCUUUCCCGUCCGCUGCUGGUUCAACAACGACCCCAUGGGCCGCUACGUCUGCUGCGAUGAUGCGGGCUGCGAUGGAUUCAGCGCCUAUGAGAACCUCGUUCCUCGCUGCAAAGUCAACGGCUACGCGCCUAAAAACUUUGGGCUUCCCGACGAGACGACCACAUUCCCCAAGGAGACGACCACAUUCCCCAAGGAUACCCCCUGCCCCUUGGUGGGCGGUUUCGCCAGCAACAGCUGCUUCAGUUCCGACGGUUCGUACCACGUCUGCUGCGCCAACCCGGACUCGUGCGCCGCGCCUGGGGCAAACGGCGAGCCUCGCUGCACCAACGAUAACUACGUUUUCUAUAACCCGUGAUUGCACAACCGCCAGGUUAGGAUCAGAUUGAGUGUACAGUGGUGUUGCUCGUCGAAGUAGAGUUCACGUCGUCCGCCCUGCUAGCAAUUUUGCUCACAUGCCACGCUGUUCCGACACAUAAAUGGUUGUAUCGUUUUCGAGACACAGGCUAGAGCUAGGCAUUGCCUUCCCCUCCUUGCGUUGUCAGGUUUUUCGUUGUAGCUGCGCUGGUUGAUGAGACGUGUGUGGAGGUAGUUGCAGGACAAUCAGGCAACCAUUGUGAGUCCGCACCCAGGUAGACUAGAAAGCAAAGGUGUACUUUGCAAGCUUUAGUUUUUCCUGCAAUCGAAGGUCUACCCC
Molecule: messenger RNA, 1768 nt
Organism: Klebsormidium nitens
Lineage: Eukaryota; Viridiplantae; Streptophyta; Klebsormidiophyceae; Klebsormidiales; Klebsormidiaceae
Source: the annotation of a GenBank genome assembly